Molecule: messenger RNA, 1574 nt
Organism: Xiphophorus hellerii (green swordtail)
Lineage: Eukaryota; Metazoa; Chordata; Actinopteri; Cyprinodontiformes; Poeciliidae
Gene: sftpbb
Product: surfactant protein Bb
Exons: 11
Coding region: 128-1183 (351 amino acids)
Biological process (GO): sphingolipid metabolic process
Cellular component (GO): lysosome
Source: RefSeq, a predicted model, not a curated record
UGCGCAUUACGGACCGCGCUCUGAUAGGGUGAGGCUGUGGGGCUGAAUUUCCGGUCGAUCAAUAACACAGCUGUUUUUCUAAAGAAAACACCAGCUUUUCUGUCAAUCUCCGUCCGUCCUUCCAACCAUGUCAGCUUCGGGGUUCGUGCUGCUGGUGCUGGCUGCGUCUCUGUGUUCCGGAGACUCCAGGUUUAUUUUCGAUUCUUUGACUGGACAAAAACCUCUGACACAGGGUAUGUGUCCAGAAUGCAGUCGGAUCAUCCAGCUGUCCGCCAACAUGGUUUUCAGCAGAGACACCAAGGUGACUGUAUUUACAGCCUUGCAUGGUUUGUGCCGCCGCCUCCCUGAAGAACAGGCGUCAGAAUGUGAGUCACAGGUGAAAAUCCAUCUGCCAAAGAUCCUGCAGCACACAUCCAGUCAGUGGAAACCAGAGGAGAUCUGUGAGGUUUUUGGACUUUGCGCCACCCGCAAGGACAGAGAACUGCAGCUUCAUCAUGUCCCCAGUAAAGACACGUCCAGCUCUGCACUUGGCUCUGAAGUCAGUGAUGUAUUCAACCCAGUUUGCACCUUGUGUUUGAUGGUUAUCAAGAAGCUGGAGACAAUGUUGCCUAAAAAUAUGACUGAGGAAACUUUGAAGAAGCUCAUGGAAGAGGUCUGUGAUCUGAUACCGUCCAGCUAUAAGGACCAAUGUAACGAUUUUGUGGACAAAUAUGGAGCGGAGAUCGUUGAGUUCCUUUUAUCUUCGGCUGCACCACACACCAUCUGCUCUCUGUUGCACCUUUGCUUGUUUGAGACGCAGCCAGCUGCAGAAGUGGACCUGAUCUCUGACUGUGACUCCUGCCAAACGCUGGCUGCUCUGAGCCGUCUGCACCUGGGGCUGAACGCCACCGAGCCUCAGACGUCUGCUUUCCUCCAGUCUGUGUGUGCUCUCCACCCCAAAGCCAUCCCUAAGUGUGAUGCUUUCACCAGAAUCCAUGGGCCUCAGCUGCAGAAGAUUUUGGGAAACCAAAUGGACGUUCCUCAUGUUUGCGAAAAAGCUGGCCUGUGCAUUUCAUCGAAGAAGCUGGAGCCACUGGGAAGUAAUCCUUGUACUUGGGGACCAAACUACUGGUGCAAAAACAUAAACACUGCUCAGGAGUGUGGGAACCAGGUCUUCUGUGAGAAAUACAUGUGGAAGAAUUAGAACCUUGUGAGGUCCACAUCUGCAGACCUUGACCUUCUUUGAAAAGAUGUAAUGCACUGAAAAUGUUACGUAAAUGUAAUUCAACCACUUGUUCUGAUUUACUGAUUUUGAACCUAUCCAAUUCCCUUCUAGUCAAACAUACUGAGAAAUAUUUAUACUUGCACUGUGUGAAUUAUCAGUUUCUGCAUGUUUUGCUGUAUAUGAGGUUGUCUCUGCCAUUAUGAAUGUAAAAACAAAAUGGCAAUAUCUUUUCUGGUUGUCAGGAAGAAACGUUCAUGUUUUCUCAAACAAUUCAGAUGAGGGACUCCUUGUUAUCUCAUUUUUUUUUUGCUCUUCUGACGACUUUUCGAAAUGCAAAUGAUGCCAUACAAAUAAAACUCUAAAAAUGGGA